Calypte anna (Anna's hummingbird) is the source of this 1276-nucleotide messenger RNA. It is a transcript of the gene ARV1, whose product is annotated as ARV1 homolog, fatty acid homeostasis modulator. The record is from RefSeq and is a predicted model, not a curated record. Gene Ontology annotation, biological process: intracellular sterol transport; regulation of plasma membrane sterol distribution; sterol metabolic process. Lineage: Eukaryota; Metazoa; Chordata; Aves; Apodiformes; Trochilidae. Bases 105 to 809 code for a protein of 234 amino acids. The transcript is spliced from 6 exons. Gene Ontology annotation, cellular component: cortical endoplasmic reticulum; Golgi apparatus.
CAACCCCGCCAGCAGCACCCACGGACCCCGGACGGUUUCCGAACCCCCAGCAGGAAGCGAGGCUGUUUGUAGUGCUGACAGGCCGGGGGGUGCUCCGUCUUGCCAUGGCGGCGCUUGGCGCUUAUCGGUGCAUCGAGUGCAACAAGGAGGCGGCGGAGCUCUACCGGGAUUACCGGCGCGGGGUGCUCCGCAUCUCUAUCUGCAAAUCCUGCCAGAAACCUGUGGACAAAUACAUUGAGUAUGAUCCUGUUAUCAUAUUGAUUAAUGCUGUUUUAUGUAAAACACAAGCAUACAGGCACAUCCUUUUCAAUACCAAGAUAAAUAUUCAUGGGAAGCUCUGCAUAUUCUGCUUGCUCUGUGAAGCUUAUGUCAGGUGGCUGCAGCUACAGGAUUCAAGCCAAAAUUCAGAUCCUGAUGACUUAAUCAGAUAUGCCAAGGAAUGGGAUUUUUAUCAGAUGUUUGGUAUAGCUUCUUUAGAACAAACUUCAUUUUUGGUUGGCAUUUUUCUUACCCUGUGGUGGAUGAGACCUGAGAUGCUGAAGACAAAGUCUGACUUCAUUUUACUGCUCAAAGCUCUGCUCUUGUCCAGCUAUGGAAAGCUGUUGCUGAUUCCAGCUGUAAUUUGGGAACAUGACUACACACCUUUGUGCCUUGCAUUUAUAAAAGUGUUUGUCCUGAUAUCAAACUCUCAGGCAAUUAGAGUUACAUUGAACUUAAACAGAACACUCCCUUGGCUGGCCAUCUUCUUUGGAUUAAUUUUGGAGAACAGUGUGGUCUGCUUCUUCCAGAAAAUGGGAUUGGAUGUUUGAAACAUCAGCCCAGACCUGAAGAAAGAGAAACCACAUGCUGAUCAUUUGCUAGGAAUGAUGUCUGCCAGCAGGCUCCAAAGACACUACUUCCAUAGCAAUAAAGAAGGUGAUAGAUAAGAAAAACUUGCAUGAGUGGUGAGUGUAGACAGUUUUAGGGUGACUUAAAAUGAGACAUUUCAGAAGUUUGCUAUUUAGUGUGGUGAGCCAUAAAACUGAGCUUGUUUAUUUUCACGUUCAAAAAUAAGAAUGUGUCACUGUCCUUACAGCUUUAUGAAUCUGGCAGCAUAGCUAUGGCUGUAACAAAGAAAGGUGCACUAAAAAAAAUUCAUCAUUGCAUUUUGGCAGAAAGAGGAGGAUGAAUUAUUCCCUUGAGAGGAAGGAAAGGAGUCAGUGGAAACAUGGGAAAGCUACAAUUUGUACUUCUGCAAAAACAAGUUUUCAAAGAGAAAAUUGAAUGGCAAGAGAAA